GUUUUCUUUAUUCUCUUUUGUAUCAAAAUGUCAGAGUCAAGUCAUAUCCAACCCAACUUUUUCGGUUCAGGAUAUGGUGAACAGCCUAAAAAAAAAAGCGGGGAUUGGGUCGAUUUUAAUAAUCCAACAGCUCCACCGCCAUAUUCACCAGUGCCCCAUGAACCAACAGGAAGCUCAAGACCAACGACCCAUCCAAGCGCACCACCGUUAGAUUUUCCCAAUUAUGGUUACUAUGGAUCUGUCCCAUACCCCACACCUAAUACAACAUCGGAUGUCAAUCAACCUACUUGGCCUUGGGCAGCACCGCCAAGUAUGCCAGUACCCCCAUCCAAUUAUAUAUCACCAUCAUCACUACCACCACCACUACAACUAUCAUCGUCGCCGCCUCCGGAAGUUAAAAAAAACAAAAAUUGGUGUGAAAUAUCAGUCAAAUACCUUUUUUAUGUCUUUUGUCUCUUUUUAGUGAUUCGUAUGGUGGAAUUAUUAACACGCGGCACUGGUUAUGGGGGGUCUUGUGCACAUGGAGUCGAAUGGUCUGAUUUACCUCCCGAAUUUAACUAUAAUAAAGGAAUCAAAAUUCGCACUGUAGGUGGACACUUAUCCAGCGGACAGAUCAAAAUUCAAACUAUUGGAGCUGAAGAUCUUGAAAAGACAGGCAAGGUGCGUAUGUCGGCAUUAAUUUUUCCGCCUCGAUUAGCAAAGCACUCUGAUUUGAGUUUCGCCAUCACCCAUUUUACAAAUGGCACGAGUUUAGAACUUUAUAUUCCGCAAGAUUUGGAUCGUAAUGCUUGUAUUACCUUUAACGCUGUGAUUUAUGUCCCUGAGGGUACGCCAUAUAUUGAAUUGGACAUGCAAAAUACACGCGUGAGUGUCUCGGAUGAGACAUUGUCGGUGCCAGUCGUUGGUAUUACCACCACUAAUGCUCCUAUUGAAUUCCAUGGCGCUUGGGAAGGAGAGGCAUUGUUGUUGAGUACAAAGAAUGCCAUUAUCGAGCUGACAAAAUAUAUGUCAAGUAGCCAAGUAAUCAUGAUAACAACAACCAAUGCAGCCAUUAGAGUGCGACAAACCCUGCAAGCAUAUGAUACGAUGUAUAUAUCUACUACCAAUGGUGCUAUUGAUGUAGAUGACCUUAUUUAUUGUGAUCGCUUAAUUGAGUUGAGAUCUUCUAAUAGUCAUAUCAAUGCCUAUAAUGUAACAGCCAGUAUUGUCCGAGUGCUCACUUCUAACGGCCGUAUUAAUGUUGACCAUGGUAAUGCUGUUGAAUUGUUCAAUACCCAAACCACAAAUGGUCAAGUUAAUGUUCAUGUUGACACUGGCGCUCACGCGGAAAUGUCUAUUCGUACUUCCAACGCAGAAAUUACUGCUAGUUUACCUAGUGAUUAUGAAGGUCACUUUCUUUUUGAUGCAGGAAGUCAUAAUAAGUUAACAUUUAUUGACGAAUCUGGAUGGUCCCAAAUUGACAGUAUGAAUAGAGGUCAUAUAUCAGGUAGACGCAUAGAGCCUGGACACACAGAGGUGCCCAAUACCCGAGUACAAGUCCAGACAACUAAUGCCAAUGCGCAUAUUCACUUUUAAUAAAAUGUCUAUUUUUUAAUUUUAUU
Mucor mucedo is the source of this 1601-nucleotide messenger RNA. RefSeq lists its product as uncharacterized. Bases 28 to 1575 code for a protein of 515 amino acids. The transcript is spliced from 3 exons. NCBI's taxonomy places the organism in Eukaryota, Fungi, Mucoromycota, Mucoromycetes, Mucorales, Mucoraceae. The record is from RefSeq and is a predicted model, not a curated record.